Messenger RNA from Serpula lacrymans var. lacrymans S7.9, 806 nucleotides. RefSeq lists its product as uncharacterized. The record is from RefSeq and is a predicted model, not a curated record. The transcript has a single exon. NCBI's taxonomy places the organism in Eukaryota, Fungi, Basidiomycota, Agaricomycetes, Boletales, Serpulaceae. The annotation marks the transcript as partial.
GAGAGUGCAAGAUGGGCGUGGCAGGACCUUGUGGAGGACUAUAGACGUCGUGAGCUUACCGAGCCUUCAGAUAAAUUCACCGCGCUGGCAGGUGUCGCGGAACAGUUUUAUCGAGCCUGGGGUGGCAAGUACCUCGCGGGAUUGUGGCAGAACACACUGCACAGAGAUAUGCUGUGGUUUAAAGCUGAUGAUACGCGCUGCCCGAGACCGGCGAAGUAUCGUGCGCCGGCGUGGUCAUGGGCUGCUGUGGAAGGACGAGUGAUUGCAAGGGAGAUAGACGACCGUCUGAACGAAGACAAAUGUGGUGGCGUCGAGGAGUGCGAGAUGGUGCGCUGUGAGGUGGUGCUUGCGAGCGAAGAGGUGCCUUUUGGAGAGGUGGAUGGGGGUGUUUUGGAGAUGAAGGCAAGCAUUCAGAAAGUGAUGUGGGAUCCCACGGCAGACAGAGCUGAGCUCUUCAUGGAACGCGACAACAAUGAGGGCGGAAGAGAGAGGGUGUGCAUUGGAGAGGCGUACCCUGAUACGGCGGAUGAGUGUUCGGGCGAUGUGUGGGCUGUUCCUGUGCGGUGGAAUAAAGGACGGGGAGAGGAGCUGGUGGCUGGGUUGAUUGUUGAGCGUGGCAGCGGCGAGGAGGGUCACUUUCGUUGCGUUGGAUAUUUUCGAUCUCCCAGUAGAGAGGCGAGUGAUCUGGGUUGGGGAGUCCCCGAAGCAGAUGGUGGUCAUUGUUUAGAGGGUAUUAGUACUUACAUCCCAGUGAUGACCUUAGAACGGGAACUCUCACUUUUCAUAAAAAUCGAUUUUUGCUUGCU